GGAUGGAUUUUGUAAUCGAUGAGAUGGCGCUCGCCUGCCAGUACUGCCACAGAUACCUCGACUUCGUCGCUGACGACCUGGGUCUGCCGGAGGACCAGUCGUCCGAGUUCUACGCUCAGGUGCGAUUGAUAGAAGGCGCCUACGUGCAACUGGAAGACGCGUACUGCCUCAGGAGCGUCGAAGAAGCCAUGCGGAUAGCCGAGCCCAUAGAGGUGCAGGACGGGACGUACGUGAGCUCGAUGGUGGAGGACGCCAGCUUCCUCGUCCACAAGAGCUUGCGGCGCUCGGUGUCGACUCGAAGCGAGCAAGCGAUCAUGGCCGUGUGCAACAGGGUAACGGAGAUACUGGACCCGCACGCGCCGGAGCCAUCGUUCUUCGGAGGACUGGCGACCGAGGCGGACCACAGGGUCCCCGUGGGUGGGGGCGAGGGAGGGGGCGGCGACGGCGAGAAGGGGGGCGAUCAGCAGCCGGACGACUUUUCCACGGCUCUGGCGAAGGCGCUCGAAGAAGCCGCGGACGAGCAUUCGGGCCCAAGAGGGGAGGGGAGCGGGGACGGGCGCGCCGCCGGCAGCGGGGCGGGGGAGGAGUUCGGCGAGGUCGAGGGCGCGAUGGUCGGGAUCAAUAGCGUGCACGUGGCGCUCUCGUCGGUGUCUGCGAUUCAGGACGCGUUGAAUCGGUUCCUGGAAGCGAGCAACCCUCUGGUGGGUCUCAUGCUCGACGAGGUGGCGCGGAUACUCCGGUCCUACAAGGACCUGCGGGACUCCCGCCUCAACGACGUCCUGGAAGCACUCUCACCCCCCGUGUCGAGCGCCCUCGCCAACGCCUUCGGCUCCUCGUCGUACGCCCUCGGCCCCGCCCAGUACGAGCUACGUUCGGGCGACCUCCCCGGCGCCCGCCGCGUCCUCCACGCGGCAACGCGCGCGAUGACCGGCAGCGACAACAGCGGGGAGAGUGGUGGUGGUGGUGGUGGGGCGGGGGCGGACGCGGAUGGAGGUUGCCGCGCUGCGCUGCUGCAGGAACCGUUCGAGGAACUGGUGCGGCGCUUGGCGAGCCGGGUCGCUGCGGGCGUGGAGAUGGCGGCCAGGGCCAAGGGGCACGGUGGUGGUGGUGGUGGUGGCGCCGGGGGAGGGGGGGGGGGGUUCACCGAGUGGGGCGCCCUGUUGUUGAGGAAAGAGGUGCGAACGCUGCAGCAAGGCCUGGCGGCGCUGAUGGAGACGGACAGCCUAAACAUGGAGUUCGGUGACCUCAACGAGCUGGUACGGCUGCUGAACUUCGAGCGACCAGCGGACGCCCUCGACUACCGCCCGCCGCCAGCCCCUAGACGCCCCCGGGACGACGGCAGCGCGGGAGUAAACGGCGGCGGUGGCGGUAGGAUUGGCGACGGCGAAAACGCGUCCGUUUCUUCCGAGAGGGUGAAGGAGGUGCUACGACUAAGAGCUGACUUCCAGCGGGAGGCCAUCGACGCGUUAGAGUUGUGACAUGACGACGUGGCGCGACGCGCGAACGCUGAACUCAGGGGCCAUUGUCGUCAGCGCGUUGUUCGGUUGCUGAUGAGGGAUGUGGGUGGUGGUCGCGUUCCUGCUCGCUUGCAGAAAGAAGUUGUGAUUGAACCUUGUUCUGUUUUUCCAGGGAGGGCAGACAAAGUGAGCUGCAGUAGUGAAAGGUUUGGU
Messenger RNA from Ectocarpus siliculosus, 1670 nucleotides. Lineage: Eukaryota; Phaeophyceae; Ectocarpales; Ectocarpaceae. The record is from the annotation of a GenBank genome assembly.